CCACCAUGGAAGGGUAUGCUUAAAAGCAGGUAAUAGAGUAUUCAGCUCUUCUUAUUGGAAGUACCGCGAUUUGUUGGAUCUCAACAUAAACUGCUUCAAAGGUUUCGCUUACGGAAAACAUUCGUUAAGAAUUAAAAGAAACAAGCAAUAAUGACUGAAAAGACCGUAUCUGUCGAGGAAGUGUUGAAGCACAACACUCGCGAAGACUUAUGGAUUGUCGUCAAAGAUGAAGUCUUUGACAUCUCCAAGUUCAUUGAGGCUCAUCCUGGUGGUGAAGAAGUCUUGGUAGACCUUGCUGGUCACGACGCAAGUGGUCCCUUUGAGGAUGUUGGUCACUCGGAAGAUGCUCAAGACAUGCUUAGAAAGUUCUAUGUUGGCAAAUUGGUGAAGACGGAAGGUGGUCCUCAAUUGCCCACGAACGGUUCUUCCUCUGAUGGUAAGGACUACGACUCCUCCCAACCUAUUCACCCAGCAAUGUGGGUCUUCGUUAUUGCUAUGAUUGGUGCUUAUGUUGCUUUCCGUAUGUAUUUCAUCAAAUAAGCUUGUACAGAAGUGCAAUCAAUAUUAUGAGGGAAAAGAAGUAAGCCUGCUUUACAGGUGAAGUUGACAGCCCUAUAUUCCGUUUAACUUUACUUUUGGUUUCUUUUUAUUUUCCUUUUCGUAUUCAUAGGUGCAUUAUUGUUCUUGUCCUCCCGUUCGUUUCCUUUUUACCCGGUACAUAUCACAUCUAUCGUUUUUGACAAGUUGCAAUCUAUUAAUCUUUUCGUUGCUUUAUUUAGAAUAAAUUUUUAUGGCGUUUCUGUAUUAUUCCUUUUUUCUAUUUUUUUAUCAGAGAAAGGAAAAGUUUGAUACAAGAGGCCCUCCCACUCAAAUCUUUUUUAACUAUUGCUCUUCUAUUAAUUUUAAGUAGCUUUUUGUUUGCCUUGAAAGAUUGUGCAAACUUUAGGUAUCAUUUCAUUCUACCGUUUAUUUCACUUAGCUAUAGUAUAUGGGUAUAUCUUUUCAAAGAACAGAGGCUUGUUGUUGCUUCACUCUUUCUAAUAAUUUCAGUUUCUCUUUUUCAAUUUAUUUCUUAAAAGUACAUAUUGUUAAAAAAUACUUGUUGAAACAGGCAGUUGAAGGACAAUACAAGUGUCCAUCUUUAUACAAUGACAUGACUUGAAAGUAAAUGUAUAAAGUAUAAUCUUUUUUAAAAAAGUAAAAAUAUUUAUAUAUAUGUAUCUUGUAUAUAAAAAAAAAGCCGAUCUUUACUACUAAAAAAUAUCAAAACUGUUCAUCAAAUGAAAUUGGACCUGAUCUCUAGUGCGCUAAAUA
Schizosaccharomyces octosporus yFS286 is the source of this 1314-nucleotide messenger RNA. Its product is annotated as cytochrome b5. The record is from RefSeq and is a predicted model, not a curated record. NCBI's taxonomy places the organism in Eukaryota, Fungi, Ascomycota, Schizosaccharomycetes, Schizosaccharomycetales, Schizosaccharomycetaceae. The coding region runs from base 151 to 540 and encodes 129 amino acids. The transcript has 4 exons. Gene Ontology annotation, molecular function: heme binding. Gene Ontology annotation, cellular component: endoplasmic reticulum membrane; intracellular membrane-bounded organelle.